Messenger RNA from Juglans microcarpa x Juglans regia, 819 nucleotides. Its product is annotated as peptidyl-prolyl cis-trans isomerase FKBP20-2, chloroplastic-like. The record is from RefSeq and is a predicted model, not a curated record. Gene Ontology annotation, molecular function: peptidyl-prolyl cis-trans isomerase activity. The coding region runs from base 1 to 627 and encodes 208 amino acids. Lineage: Eukaryota; Viridiplantae; Streptophyta; Magnoliopsida; Fagales; Juglandaceae. The transcript has 4 exons.
AUGGAACCUGGGCUGGAGACGCAGAACGUAGACACAAGAGCAGGGGCUGGAUCAAGCAGCUCAAAGCGCGCAUUGCAGAGCAGCUCAAGACGCGCACUGCAGAGGAAAAGAAAGGGGAAGUGCAAAUUGCAAGGACCUGGAGACGUGAAAUGCAAGGGCUGGAGACGUGCAAUGCAGGGGCUGAGACGAGGUCACGCACAGUAUAAAAAGAAGGGCUCAUCUCUCCCUCUUUAUCUUCUUCUGGAAAGACAUAGUAAAAAUCCCUAUGAUAAAAAACACUUGCUAGAACAAAAUAAAUGGGUACAGAAAGAAAACAAUGCACCUGAAGACUUUCCAAGUCCUUUGCAGGUAACUUUUCACUAUGUUGGCUAUAAUGAGUCAGGUCGCCGUAUUGACAGCACAUACCUACAGGGUUCCUCGGCGAAAAUCCGCUUGGGCAAUAAUGCAUUGGUCCCAGGUGAGAAGAAAUUUAUUUUGGAGAUCAUACUUAUCUUGUCUGCUUUCUUUGUUGGGCCAUCCACCUUUUUCAGCUCAAAACAGUUUGAAGUUUUUGAUGUGGAGCUGCUUAGCGAUCAUGAUUGUCAAUGGAGGACCAUCAGUUUUUACUCCGAUGUUGUGUGCAAUUAAGUGAAAUUAAGUGAUGGGACUAUAUUGUUCCUAUAUAAGUAUCUCUUUAUUUUCUUAAAUAGAUAGGUCAUCUUCAUUGUAAGGCAUUUGAAUGAAGAAAUGGCAUCUUCAUUGUAAGGUAGAUUUCUCAAUUCUCACUUGGAACAAAAACGGAUUAAUUUGUCUGGAAGUGAAGUAUUUAUCAUGUAUUGA